AUGAGCGGCACCACGCCCUCAUCAAGCCCCGGGUCCGGCAUGCAAGCGUCGUCGCGCGUCAAGUCCUCCCCUUCCCCUACGACAGGAACCAAGCGCAAACGCACGACGGGCAAUAAGUUGUAUGCGGUGAAGAAAGGAAACAAGCCGGGCAUCUACUACAGCUGGCCUGACUGCCUGGCGCAAAUCACUGGCUUCAAGGGCGCUAUAUUUCAAUCCUUUCUCACUUUCGAAGAUGCCAACGCAUUCCUCCUCGGCGCCAAAAUCCCCUCUGCCAAUGCCUCUGCCAAUGGGGCCGACAACCCCCGGUUCUACGGAGUCCAACGCGGGCGAGUGCCCGGCGUGUAUACGGACUGGACGGUAGCGCAGGAGCAGAUCCGCGGGUUUUCGCGGCCGCGAUAUCGCAAAUUUUCCACACGAGAAGAGGCGGAAGAAUUCGUCAAUGCUGGGAAUGAGGGAGCGUCGGCGUCACUUGACUUUGGGGUUCCCGGCUUGACGGACGAGACUCCCAAGGAUGCGGCGGGGGUGGAGUAUGCGCCGGGCGAGGGACCUCUACCCACAGGCGCGGAGGACGGGUUUGACCCUAACGUCCUGCUCGAUCCCACCACGGGCAAGAUGGUGUACAAACCCGUGGCGAAAAAGACUGCAACCAAAACGCGGGCGGCGGGGAUUCCGGGCAUGUUACGGAUUUACACGGAUGGGAGUUCGCUGCGAAAUGGCACGAAGCUCGCCUCUGCCGGGGUGGGUGUGUACUUUGGACCGGGAGAUUCAAGCAGAAAUGUCUCCGAGCCCCUCAAGGGCAGCCGACAGACCAACCAGCGGGCCGAACUGACGGCGAUCCUCCGCGCCAUCGAUAUUGCCCCUCGCCAUCGGGAUGUGACCAUUUACACGGACAGUCGAUAUGCGAUUGACUGCGUGACGGUGUGGUUUGUGAACUGGCGGCGGAACAACUGGAUGACCAAGGACAACAAGCCGGUGGAGAAUCGCGACCUGGUCGAGGCCAUCCUGGUGAAGAUCGAGGAGCGGAAUGAACUGAAGGUCAAGACCCUGUUUCAAUGGAUCAAAGGCCACAAUCGCGACCCCGGGAACGAGGCGGCGGACCAACUAGCGGUGAAUGGUGCCCACGAGGGCGUCCGGCAAAAGGCCGAGGCGCUCGAAGUGAGUCGUCGAGCGCCCGCCGCCGCACUGGGGGAGGAUUUCUUUUGA
This is a messenger RNA of Penicillium oxalicum, 1203 nucleotides long. RefSeq names its product RNA-DNA hybrid ribonuclease. Gene Ontology annotation, molecular function: RNA-DNA hybrid ribonuclease activity; nucleic acid binding. The transcript has 3 exons. Lineage: Eukaryota; Fungi; Ascomycota; Eurotiomycetes; Eurotiales; Aspergillaceae. Bases 1 to 1203 code for a protein of 400 amino acids. Gene Ontology annotation, biological process: DNA replication, removal of RNA primer. The record is from RefSeq and is a predicted model, not a curated record.